Molecule: messenger RNA, 1002 nt
Organism: Colletotrichum chrysophilum
Lineage: Eukaryota; Fungi; Ascomycota; Sordariomycetes; Glomerellales; Glomerellaceae
Exons: 1
Coding region: 1-1002 (333 amino acids)
Source: RefSeq, a predicted model, not a curated record
AUGGCCCCCAUCGUCUUCCCCGCAAACCAGCCGCCGGCCCGGUUCUACCUAGGAGGUCCUCAAAUAUCAUCCUUCCGCUCAGACAAGCCGUCCGGCCCGAAUGAGCCCGAAGACUGGAUCGCCUCGACGACGUACUGCCUCGGCUGCGCGCGCUCCAAGCUGGGCAUGACGGUCCUCCCCGACGGCCGCCUGCUAGCUGACGCCAUCGCCGCGGACCCCGAAUACUGGCUCGGUCCGGGGCACUUAGCCGCGUUCGGGACGGACACGAAACUGCUCGUCAAGCUGCUCGACGCGGGGCAGAGGCUUCCGGUGCAUGCGCACCCGCACCGGGACUGGGCGAGGGAGCACGUUGGCGCGAAGCACGGCAAGGCCGAGGCCUGGUAUCUCCUCACGCCGGGGGAGGUGUACCUGGGUUUGAAGGAGGAUGUGACUCAUGAGGAGUUAUUGGGCUUGGUCGAGCGGCAGGACGUGGAGGGGAUGCUCGGGCGGAUGCACCGGUUGGAUGUCAAGGCUCGUCAGACGGUUUACGUACCGCCGGGGACGUCGCAUGCCAUCAGGGAGGGCGUGUUUCUGAUCGAGGUGCAGGAGCCGGAGGAUCUUUCCAUUCUCUGUGAUUGGAAGGGUUUCGACAUCGACGGGUUUAAGGACGGGCACUUGGGGCUGGGGUUCGAGAAGGCUUUAACGGCUGUUGAUACGCGGAAACUGACGAGGGGGGAUGUCGAGAGACUUGUUACAUCGGAUGCGAGUAUCGGGGUUGCACUACCGGAUGUCGCAAAGGAGUAUUUCGAUUUAGAAAGGGUUGAGAUUCGUGGGAAGAAGAUGUUGAAAAGUGGGUUUGCUGUUUUGGUUGUUUGCGAAGGAGCUUUAGAAAUGUGGGUUGCUGGAGAAAAGGCGUUGGAUAUAGACAGAGGAAAGACUUUAGUUGUUCCGUUUGGAGAUGGAGAUGUUGAGUUGAAGGGGUCCGGCGAGGUCGUGGUUCUCAGACCGCCGAGGGGCCAAUGA